This is a messenger RNA of Echinostoma caproni, 825 nucleotides long. Lineage: Eukaryota; Metazoa; Platyhelminthes; Trematoda; Plagiorchiida; Echinostomatidae. The record is from the annotation of a GenBank genome assembly.
AUGAUAUUUUCCAGUCCCCUGUCACAGCAACCCAGUGUUACGAGUAUCGGCAGUCUUUUGGGCAAUCUCCAUGGCCAAAGUGAGCAUCAUCCACUUACUCAGGGCACUCCCGCUCCCGUGCCAUCCAAUACCCUCAAUCUCGGCUUGUCUGAUCCCCAUAAUCCUGGAAGUGUGCCCAGUCGAACUCCCUAUACUCCAAACAGCUUGACCACUCCACUUCACGAUCGAGAUGGAGCUAUACCGAAGCCGCAGUUGCAGAACAUUGUUUGUACCGUAUAUUUGGGAUGUAAAUUGGAUCUAAAACAGAUUGCACUCAAUGCCCGUAACGCAGAAUACAAUCCGAAGCGGUUUGCUGCCGUGAUAAUGCGCAUUCGCGAACCUCGGACCACGGCACUCAUAUUUUCUUCCGGAAAAAUGGUGUGUACAGGAGCCAAAAGCGAAGAACAAGCUCGACUGGCCGCUAGAAAAUAUGCCCGUAUCAUCCAGAAACUUGGUUUUGAAGCUCAUUUUAAAGAAUUCAAGAUUCAAAAUAUGGUUGGCUCAUGCGAUGUUCGAUUUCACAUUCGGCUGGAAGGUCUUGUUCUAUCUCAAAGUCAUUUCGCCACUUACGAGCCAGAACUUUUCCCCGGUCUCAUUUACCGUAUGACCAAGCCCAAAAUUGUCCUCUUGAUCUUCGUCUCCGGAAAGAUUGUCCUCACUGGUGCUAAGGUCCGAGAUGAAAUCUACGAAGCCUUUCGAAACAUCUAUCCAAUCCUGAAAAGUUUCAAGAAACCCGAAAAAGAUAUUCGAUCUCUCCCGGGUAACUAUCUGGGCUCAUCUAACUGA